Gracilinanus agilis (Agile Gracile Mouse Opossum) is the source of this 567-nucleotide messenger RNA. Its product is annotated as keratin-associated protein 1-4. The transcript has 2 exons. The record is from RefSeq and is a predicted model, not a curated record. Gene Ontology annotation, cellular component: keratin filament. Bases 139 to 567 code for a protein of 142 amino acids. Lineage: Eukaryota; Metazoa; Chordata; Mammalia; Didelphimorphia; Didelphidae.
UAACAAUAGUAAAACGGAAGGGCUGAGUUGUCACAUAAACAGUAGCUGGAGAGGUUUAUAAAAGGGUGAUUGUCUGAGUUCAGUCAAAUUUGAAAAUUUUCAUUUUGCAAAUAAACCAGAAACAGAUACACUAAAAUCAUGUCCUGCUGCAACUCCUGCUCAACCAGCUUCUGUGGUUUCCCCAGCUGCUCUACUGGAGGGAACUGUGGAUCUAACUGCUGCCAGGAGAGCUGUGGAACCGGCUGCUGCCAACAGGGAGGCUGUGGGACUGGCUGCUGCCAACAGGGAGGCUGUGGAACCUGCUGUGGACCCAACUGUGAGACCACCUGCACGACCAGAUGUUACCAACCUGAGUGCUGUGGAGGUGAGAGCUGUCGUACCAGGUGGUGCCGCCCAGACUGCAGGGUUGAGGGCACUUGUCUGCCACCUUGCUGCGUGGUCAGCUGCACUCCCCCAUCUUGCUGCCAGCUCCACCAUGCCCAAGCCUCUUGCUGCCGCCCAUCCUACUGUGGCCAGUCUUGUUGCCGUCCAGCCUGCUGUUGCCACUGUUGUGAGCCCACCUGUUAA